AAGAAGAAUAUGGGUUAAGGACUUUCUCUUCUUCAUAUUUAUAUGUUUCAGUCUCGCCCUUGGACUUGCAGAGUUGAAGGGUUUAGGAAUUGCAGAGAUCCGAUUUUAAGCUUCUAAGGCAUGGCUUCCGGAGCAACCAAAUCACUCGCAUUCAUCCUCUUAAUUCUUAAUCUUGUGCUUUAUGGUAUUGUAACCUUCAUCGCUGGUUGGGCUGUGAAUUACGGCAUCGAACGUUCAGCUGAAAUAGCAUCUGCUUUGACGUUUCCUGCACAUAUAUUUCCGAUUUAUUAUCCAAUCGGUAACAUGGCAACUAGUUUCUUCGUCAUCUUUGCACUAAUUGCUGGACUUGUUGGUGUUGCAACUUCAAUUUCUGGGAUCAGUAAUAUCCUCCACUGGAAUGUUCCUAACUUGCUAUCAGCUGCCACAUAUUCUAUCACUACAUGGUCCCUCACCAUUCUAGCCAUGGGGUUAGCAUGCAAAGAGAUUAAUCUAGGCUUCAGGGAUUCAAACUUGCGGACUCUGGAAGUGUUGACCAUCAUUUUAAGUGCCACCCAACUACUUUGCAUGGGUGCAAUCCAUAUUGGAGUAACAGAUGUUAUCAAUCAACACAGACAUUGA
This is a messenger RNA of Telopea speciosissima, 618 nucleotides long. Its product is annotated as membrane protein PM19L-like. Bases 121 to 618 code for a protein of 165 amino acids. The transcript has 4 exons. NCBI's taxonomy places the organism in Eukaryota, Viridiplantae, Streptophyta, Magnoliopsida, Proteales, Proteaceae. The record is from RefSeq and is a predicted model, not a curated record.